Aphanomyces invadans is the source of this 1181-nucleotide messenger RNA. RefSeq lists its product as hypothetical. Gene Ontology annotation, cellular component: nucleolus; small-subunit processome. The record is from RefSeq and is a predicted model, not a curated record. Gene Ontology annotation, molecular function: RNA binding. The transcript has 6 exons. Bases 40 to 1107 code for a protein of 355 amino acids. Lineage: Eukaryota; Oomycota; Saprolegniomycetes; Saprolegniales; Verrucalvaceae.
GAAACAAGUUGGGCGGCAGAUCAGGAAGCAAGCCGCGGGAUGUCGAACGAGGACGCGCCAAAGAGCAAGAAACACAGAAAGGACAAGCCGUGGGACUCGGACGAUAUCGCCCACUGGAAAGUUGAGUCGUGGAAGGACGAGGACAACAAGUCUGGUAUGCUCGAAGAGAGCUCGUUCGCGACGCUCUUCCCCAAGUACCGCGAAAAGUACUUGAGAGAAGUGUGGCCGAUUGUGACCAAGGCGCUCGACAGCGUGAAAAUCGCGUGUGAGCUCAACUUGAUUGAAGGGAGCAUGACCGUUCGGACAACGCGCAAGACGACCGAUCCGUACAUCGUCCUGAAAGCACGCGAUUUGAUCAAACUCCUCGCGCGUAGCAUCCCUGUAAACCAGGCGGUCAAGAUCUUGGACGAUGAAGUCCAGUGCGACAUUAUCAAAAUUGGCGGCCUUGUGCGCAACAAGGAGCGCUUUGUCAAGCGACGACAGCGCUUGGUUGGUCCAGACGGCGCCACGUUAAAAGCGAUCGAGCUGCUCACGAACUGCUACGUGCUUGUUCAAGGCAACACGGUGUCGGCCAUGGGACCGUACGGCGGCCUCCGCCACGUUCGUAAAAUCGUCGAAGAUUGCUUCCAAAACGUGCAUCCGAUCUACAACAUCAAGACGCUCAUGAUCAAGCGCGAAUUGAGCAAAGAUCCAAAGUUGGCUGGGGAGAAUUGGGACCGCUUUCUGCCUGUUUUCAAGAAGAAAAACGUCCAGACCAAGAAGCCGCACGUUGUCCGCGAAAAGAAAGCGUACACGCCGUUCCCGCCGGCGCCGACGCCGUCCAAGAUCGACAAGGAGAUCGAAUCUGGCGAGUACUUCAUGAAGGAGCAUGAGCGGAAGGCCAUGAAGCAAGCGAAGAAAGCUCAGGCGAAUAUGGAAGUCCGGGAGCAAAGGAAGGCCGAAAAGGCAGCGGCUUUUGUCGCGCCCGCCGAAAAGAAGCGCAAGCGGGCGGACGAUCACGGCAAGUCGUCGUCGGUCGACGAGCUCAAGAGCAAAUUCCUCGCCCAGCAGGGAGCCAAAGCAGCAAAGAAGACCAAGUCAUCGCUGUCCGAUUUUGUUACCAAGUAACGAGAAAGUUUAUUUGGAGGAACGGGUCGAGGGUGGCCAUGCUGGGAUUUCGGCGAGCUGUGUUGAUGAAAUGC